GAUCGAGUUGCUGCCUUGUCUGCAUUGUCAGCCUAAACAACAGAAAUUGGCAGAUUUCUGUUUUUUCUCUACAAUGCAUGAAUGGGAGUCGCCAGAUUACGAGCCCUCACUUCCCGUUUCGGAGAAGUCAAACCCGCUGACUCGUGACAUCGACCAGGCUUCACCCGGUCGCAUUGUGAGGAUGUUGCAGAGCUGUGACGCCGAGAUGUUUCUCAAAGGGACCGGAAGCACUUACAAGAUGCUUUUGAGUGACAAAGUGAUGAAAACCAUGAUGGGGGUGGCUGAAGAAGUGGAGGUCAUCCUCAAGGAGCCCCUGGACAGCCUGGUUGUCUUGAGUGGCUGUGGGACUUCAGGUCGCCUGGCUUUCCUAGUGGCGUCAGGAUUCAACAACAUGCUGAAGGAGGUGAACCACAGUGAGGUCUACGAAUACAUCAUCGCAGGAGGGGACAGAGCGCUGUUUUCCUCCCAAGAGGCUCCAGAAGAUGACCCCCACCUGGGCAUGCUAUGCCUUAAGAAGGCGUGUGAAGGGAAGAAGAGGGUUUUGUUUAUUGGGAUCUCUUGUGGAUUAUCUGCUCCAUUUGUGGCAGGUCAGUUGGAUUUCUGUCUGCGGCACCUGGAGGUCUUCACUCCCGUUUUGCUUGGUUUUAACCCUGCACAUCAGGCACGGAAUGAACCCGUACGAGGUUGCCCUUUCACCUUCCUCAAUGUGGUCCAAAGAAUGCAAGCACUUGCUAAAAGUCGAAGGGCCUUUCUCAUCAACCCAUCAGUUGGGCCAGAGGCGAUCAGUGGCUCUUCCAGAAUGAAAGGAGGCAGUGCAACCAAGAUGCUCCUGGAGGUCAUCCUGUGUGCUGCUCAUGCUGCCGUGUUCUCACACGAAGCUGCCACACACCAGGCCAUCUUGCAGCACCUGAGAGCCUAUGAGAAAAGUGUGGCAGUCACAUACUCUCACAGUACAGCCAUAGCUGGCCUGGUGGCUGCAGCUGGGCAGAGUUUGCUCUCUAAGAAACAUGUGUGUUACCUGGGCUGGGGAAGCCUGGCUGUGCUGGGCCUCAUUGAUGCCAGUGAGUGUGAGCCUACGUUUGGAGCUGCCCAAGGAGAUAUUCAAGGUUUCAUAAGUGGUGGAUACAGAGCGCUCAACAACAAUGAGGGUUCCAUUGCUUUGAUGGGUCCCCAGUUUUGCAUUUCACAUAAAGACUUUUUGCUCCAUGUCCUACCCUCUCUUGAUGACCAAGACACUGUGAUUCUCAUCUACAACGAUACUGACAAUAUUGCUGAAGUAAUGAACAUAGCUUACCGAGUGAGGGAAAAGAUGUCUAAUCUCUAUGCUAUUUAUCACCAGGCUGAUGGAGAUGAUGCUGGUUUACACGAGGAAAUAAAUCGAUUAUAUAAGUCCACCUUAACAUUGUCCUGGCCACUACCUACUUUUGGAAAAAUACAGCACAUGUGGGAGCUGUCCACCAAGUUGGUUCUGAAUGCUGUGAGCACGGGAGCGCACAUCCUAAAGGGCAAGGUUUACCAAAACCACAUGAUUGACCUCCAAGUUACCAACAGCAAACUUUACCGCCGAGCUACUCGUUUAAUUCAGUGCUCAACCAGCAACAGCCAUUGCCUCUCACCAAAGUCUCGGUGCUUCUUGACGAGCAUCGGCUGCUGCCUCUCGCUCCUGGUUUGGCGGUGCUUCGCCCGCAGCUGUCAUGUGUUCCUGAUUGGAUUCUGCUUUCCCAUUGGGACCCUCCUUGAGGACUACGGCUUGAGUGGCCCCUUAGGGAUUCUGGCACUUGGCGUCCUUGCCUGCCCCUUGAACUGCUCAGCCGAGAAAUUGUCUGGUCAUCCUGAGGCCCAGUGUGAGGAGGCUCUCCUGAAGGUUAUUUACAAGUUGGACCGCCUGCCUGAGGACAUCAUAUCCUGUCACAUGACCACCCACACAGCCUCUGGCAUGGAAAGGACGAAGGUAGUGCCUCUGACCUUGGUCUCAUUGCUGACUGGUUGCUCUUUUGAUGAUGCGAAGUCUCAUCUGGAUCAGGAGCCAAUCAUACGAAAGGCUGUGGAAGCAUGUUUGCAGUCACGUCCAAGAUAUGAAAUUAAGCAACAGAUAUAAUACAGAUAUAAAUUACACUUUUCUGUAGACGAAUGUCCCAAUCUCACAUUCUGCUAUAUUUUUAGCUUCUCUUUUAGCCCUCAAAAUCAUGUUGAAUGUAUUUGCAUUUUUUUCUGAUCCUCAUGUUGAAGUCUUAAAUGGUAAUGUUUUAAAUCAAAUCCGAACGCAUUGAAACAUUUGGGUAUGCAAGAUGCAAAAUAACACUUUUGUUGGAACAGUGUUUUCACUUCUAUUACUUUGUGCUGUUUUCACUUGCUCAUUCAGUAGAGGCUGGCAGUAUUUGGGAGAUGGGAAAAUCUUCUUCCAUGUCCGUAUGUCCGUGUAUAAAAUCAAACCAUGGCAUACAUUUUCAAGUUCUUUUGGGAGGAAUCUGUCUACAGCAGGGUUGUAAUUGUUGUGGAGUUUUUGUCAUGCCCCUGGCAUCCUCCCCAGGCUGGGCGUGGUCAGCCAAUUAGUUGGGACACACCUGCACCCCUUUUCGACUGAUUACACCUGGUACUUAUAGGACACAGGGGACAACUAGUCCUCCGCCUGAUCGUUGAUUCCCAUGCCUCGUUCCCGCACUCCCGUAUACCUGACCUACCGUGUACCGACCCUCGCCUGUUCCUUGUCCAUCCUAGUAAGCCUGCCUCUUCUGAUACUGCUGCUUUUCCUGACUGACUCGCUGA
Syngnathoides biaculeatus (alligator pipefish) is the source of this 2766-nucleotide messenger RNA. It is a transcript of the gene gckr, whose product is annotated as glucokinase (hexokinase 4) regulator. Bases 74 to 2098 code for a protein of 674 amino acids. Gene Ontology annotation, cellular component: mitochondrion; nucleoplasm; cytosol. The record is from RefSeq and is a predicted model, not a curated record. Lineage: Eukaryota; Metazoa; Chordata; Actinopteri; Syngnathiformes; Syngnathidae. Gene Ontology annotation, molecular function: enzyme inhibitor activity; fructose-6-phosphate binding; carbohydrate binding. Gene Ontology annotation, biological process: response to fructose; carbohydrate derivative metabolic process; glucose homeostasis. The transcript is spliced from 20 exons.